Molecule: messenger RNA, 741 nt
Organism: Dentiscutata erythropus
Lineage: Eukaryota; Fungi; Glomeromycota; Glomeromycetes; Diversisporales; Gigasporaceae
Source: the annotation of a GenBank genome assembly
AUGGAUAGUUAUAUUUAUACAGGAACAUUUUCUCAUAAAAAUGAAGUUAGCUUUCUCGAAAUUUUUAUUGCAGCUGAUGAAAUUCAAUUAUUUGAAAUUAAUCAACAAGUUGAAAAAAGCUUGCUUGAAACUGAAUCAGCUUGGAAAUUCCCCAAUGAUUUUAUUACAAUAUAUAAUGAUUUAACUAAAUGGACGCAAACAAAUUUUGAUGAGCUUGAGAAAGUUCUACAUAAUUGUAUUCCUCAUAUUAGAUUUUAUGAAUUAUCAUUUAGUGAAUUUCGUUUAGUUGAAACUCAAUAUAAAAAUAUUCUACCAAAUAACCUUCUUGAUGAAACAUACCAAUAUUUAUCAGAUCCUAAAAAACGGGAUACUUUACCAAAAAGAGUAUCAGCUUAUCCAUUUAAUUCUAAUAUUAUUGAUGCUAAAGAUGCAGCAUUAAUAGCAAGUUGGAUUGAUAAGAAACAAGGAAUGCCUUAUCAUUUUAAAAAUAUGCCUUUCGAAUUUGAGCUUAUUUACCGUGCAAGCCUUGAAAAUUUUAGUGUUGCAAUUCCUAGAUUAAGUCGUGUCUCUUCUAAAAAAGAAGCAAUCACUUGGUGUAUGGCCAGAGGACCAUGUUUUGGUUAUCAAGAUUUGUGGAUAGAACAUAAUCGUUCACAAAGAUCUGUUACUGGUAAAAGCAAACAGCACUCUUACGAAUGUGGAAUUAUUGACAAAGACACUUUUGAAAUAGAAGAAUAUGAA